UAAAGCCUAUCUUCUUGGUGUAAUUCAUAACCCAGGCCUGUUUUAAGUCUUAUUAGUAAAGCUACGGGAAACGAAGGGGACACGAGAGUGGCCAAGGGUUUGUGUUGCAGUGAUUUCUAAUCAACUCAUCACCAAAUUAGAAGGCUUGUGAGUUGUGACGGUGAAAGUGUGAUUUCAUAAUUUUCGUCGAAAUUAUACUUCUCAGGCCUCGACAAUCACAGGACCGGCUCUGUGCCUCUCCAGCGUAAUCGGUGAAAUAAUUACAUAAAUAUCUACAGCAGAAUCACAAACCUUCAUUUUAUCUUCAAGUUCCUAGCACAUAUAGCCUUGAUUUCCUGACAGAUCUUCCAGCUUUUUUGCUCCACUAGAGUUCUCUGCAGACUUCACAGGCAUCCAUGGGAACUGAAAACAAGAAAAAGAAGAAGAACAAAGCUGGCGAUCAAGGUGGCAAGAGAGGAGGAAACUACCAUCCCCAGAAUGAGGGUGGCAAAAUCAUCACAGACGCUAGAUUUUCAUCUGUACACUUUGACCCUCGAUUUCGGGAGGCUCCGAAGCGUAACUCUAAAGUGGUUAUUGACUCUCGAUUUGACCGCAUGUUCACUGAUAAAAAUUUUGCAUCCUCCAAGGCUCCUAUAGACAAGAGGGGUAAACUUAGAAAGAACUCCCACUCUCAAAACCCUCUCAAACACUACUAUCAUCUAGAAGAGGAAGAAAACCAAGUAGAAAAAGGGCAUGGGUUGAAGAAGGUUGCAACCGAAGAAAAAGAAGAAGAAGAAAGUGAAAGUCAGAAGAGUGAGAGUGAGAGUGAGAGUGAGAGUGAGAGUGAGCGCAAGGGUGAGGGCAAGGGUGAGGGUGAGGACUUGAAGAAAAGAAAAUCACUGUUGACAAGGGAAGGUGAGAGUGAGAGUGAGAGUGAGAGUGAGAGUGAGGGUGAGAAAUUGAAGAAAAGAAAAUCAGUACUAAAAAGUGAAUUGGAAGAAUCAAGUGAAUCUGAGGAUGACAGCCAUGACAGUGAUGAAUCAUCAUCGACUAGCACUACAGAUUCAGAUGAAGGUGAUAAAGCUUAUUUGGAGGAGGAGGAGGAUGACGCCUUUAUGCAUCAGGAGGACAACAUACCAGAAAUCGAUAAUGAAACCCGCAGACUUGCAGUUGUUAAUUUGGACUGGAAUCAAGUGAGGGCUGUUGACUUGUACGUAUUGCUAAGUUCGUUUCUUCCUAAAGAUGGUCAAAUUAUGUCAGUGGCUGUCUAUCCAUCUGAAUUUGGACUCAAGCGCAUGGAAGAGGAGGCUGUCCAUGGUCCUGUUGGGCUAUUUGAUGAGGGUGAGGAGGAUGAACAAGAUGAUGAGUUUGAUGACAAAAAACUGUGUGCCUAUGAACUAAGUAGACUAAGGUAUUACUAUGCUGUGGUGGAAUGUGAUUCAAGUGCUACAGCAGAUUACCUAUACAAAACCUGUGAUGGAGUUGAGUUUGAAAGAUCAUCAAAUAAGUUGGAUUUGAGAUUUAUUCCUGACACCAUGGAGUUUAAACAUCAGCCACGGGAUGUGGCAACUGAGGCACCAACAGACUAUGAAGGUUUGGAUUUUCAAACUCGAGCACUACAGCACAGUAACAUUCAGCUCACGUGGGAUGAAGAUGAACCACAGCGCUCAAAGACCUUGAAGAGAAAACUCAAUGCUGAACAGCUUGACGAAUUGGAGCUAAAGGAGUUUUUGGCAUCCGAUGAGAGUGAAGCAGAUGACAACGAUGAUGAUAAUGACACGGAAGAUAGAUCUGUCAAAAGACGCAGAAAGCAAGAUAUGUACCGUGUUCUUCUCCAGUCCGGGGAUCGUGGCUCAGAUGACAAUGAUGAGGAUAAUGCCCAAGACAUGGAGGUCACUUUCAAUACUGGCUUAGAAGAUAUAAGCAAACGCAUUUUAGAAAAGGAUAAAAAAUCAGAAACUGUAUGGGAGUCAUAUCUCAGAAUGAGAAGAGAGAAAAAGAAGGCUCGGAAAAGUAGGUCCAAGAAUUCAUCGGAUGAAGAUAGCAGCGAUACUGAGCGUGAACUUGCUGAACAACCGGAUGACUUUUUUGUUGAAGAGGAAACUCAGGUUCGAGGUACCAAGAAAGACAAACCUAAUCAAGAAACAGUUCAAGAAGCUGAAGCUAGUCGAGCUGAGCUUGAGCUAUUACUUGCUGAUGACACGGGAAUGGAUAACAACUUAAAGGGCUAUAACUUGAAACCUAAGAAGCGCAAGGGGAAAAAAGGGAAGGAAAUUCCUGAUGAUGGAAAAAUACCUGAUGUUGACUAUGAUGAUCCACGAUUUUCGUCUCUCUUCACCUCACCACUUUUUGCUCUGGAUCCAACAGAUCCUCAGUUCAAAAGGAGUGCAGUUUAUGCUCGGCAAAUGGCACAGAAAAAUAAAGGUGUUCAGGAAAACGCUACUGGAACACUGCACACAGAAAUUUCAGGGCAGUUUCUGUCUAAUAACAAAUUGGAAAUGCUCAAAGACAAGGACUUGCAACCUGAUGUAUCGAACCCAGAACGAAGAAAGGAUAUAUCUUCGUUGGUUAAGUCACUCAAAAUGAAGACCAAACAAGCUAAUUUGUCCUCUCAAAGGGGGGAUGUGAAGGGAAAAGUCGCACCUUCUAGAGUAAAAGUGAAGAAGAGGUAAAAACCGCGAGAGUAAUUCCAGCUCAACCUCGAAUUGGAUUAGUUCACUGCGGUUAAUUUUCAGAAUAAUUUUCUUAUGUUGUAAUCUAUUUAAAUUUUGAAUCUCCGAAUUGCGUUUAUGAGUGAAAAAUUGCUUGGCGUUUGGGACAAUUUUCUGUAUUGAAUUAAGAAAAUGAGUCAGUUUCCAUUGUUUCUGCAGGCACCUCCAGAUCAAUUUUGAUUCGAUAAAUUGUCGAAAACAUAGCACUAAAAUCAAUUUUUAAUUAUUUGUAGCA
Olea europaea var. sylvestris is the source of this 2925-nucleotide messenger RNA. Its product is annotated as pre-rRNA-processing protein ESF1. Lineage: Eukaryota; Viridiplantae; Streptophyta; Magnoliopsida; Lamiales; Oleaceae. Gene Ontology annotation, molecular function: RNA binding. The transcript is spliced from 11 exons. Gene Ontology annotation, biological process: rRNA processing. Bases 396 to 2651 code for a protein of 751 amino acids. The record is from RefSeq and is a predicted model, not a curated record. Gene Ontology annotation, cellular component: nucleus.